Molecule: messenger RNA, 2670 nt
Organism: Carassius carassius (crucian carp)
Lineage: Eukaryota; Metazoa; Chordata; Actinopteri; Cypriniformes; Cyprinidae
Product: diacylglycerol O-acyltransferase 1-like
Exons: 17
Coding region: 159-1655 (498 amino acids)
Biological process (GO): triglyceride biosynthetic process
Cellular component (GO): endoplasmic reticulum membrane
Molecular function (GO): diacylglycerol O-acyltransferase activity
Source: RefSeq, a predicted model, not a curated record
GGUGUCACCGCGCUCAUUGCGCAACAUUUUUACGCAGCGCGGAAGGCUUGCUGCGCGGCGUCCUGCUCGGUUCAACGCGCGGAUGAUACCAAAGAUCGGCGAAACGGGAAGAACAUGACAGAAACGAUGCGUCUGUUUGCUUCAUUAUAAUCGCGAACAUGGGCGACAGAAGCGAGAAGAGCUCGGCGAGGCGCAAGCGGAGAACCACGAUCUCCGGAGACGCGGCGGGAGCCCACGCGAAGCGCGGCGGCGCGGGAGAGACGCUUAGCGGGCAGCUGAAGGAGAAAGAGCAGAGGCACGAAACACCAGCGAAUAAACACAAGAAUCACAGCGAUGCUGGCCAUGACUCCUUCAGCUGCCAUAAGCUGCAGGAGUCGCUGCUCAGCUCCAAUAGCGGCUACAGUAACUACAGAGGAAUCCUCAACUGGUGUGUGGUCAUGCUGGUUCUGUCCAAUGCACGGUUGGUCCUGGAGAACCUUAUAAAAUAUGGCAUUCUGGUGGACCCCAUCCAGAUCAUCUCUCUCUUCCUGAAGGACCCAUACAGCUGGCCGGCUCCGUGCCUGAUCAUUGUUUCCAACGUCUUUAUAAUGGCAGCUUUGUACAUAGAGAGAAAGCUAUCUGUGGGCACCAUCUCAGAGUGCACCGGAACAUUCCUUCACUGCAUCAAUCUUGCAGCUCUUUUAUUUGUCCCAGCCGGUACAGUUCUCAGUGUGUCCUCGAUGACCCCAGUGGGUGGUGUUGUGGCAUUGGGUGUCUUCACCGUUCUCUUCCUCAAGCUCUAUUCAUACAGAGAUGUCAACAAAUGGUGCAGAGAGAUCAGACGUGCCAAAGCCCGAACCCUGUCUCGCUCUCACUCCUGCCCAUCUGUGCACAAAGCCAACGGCACGACUGGAUACACACACGUGAGCUAUCCAGGAAACCUCACACACAGAGACAUUUAUUAUUUUAUUUUCGUUCCAACUCUGUGUUACGAGCUGAACUUCCCGCGGUCUCCACGGAUCCGAAAGCGUUUUUUACUACGUCGACUGCUUGAGAUGCUGUUUUUAAUGCAGUUAAUGAUUGGAUUAAUACAGCAGUGGAUGGUUCCGACGAUUCAGAACUCAAUGAAACCUUUUCAGGACAUGGAUUUGUCCAGAAUAGUUGAACGUCUGCUGAAACUUGCGGUGCCCAAUCAUUUUAUCUGGCUCAUCUUUUUCUAUUGGUAUUUCCACUCCUCUAUGAACUUCGUAGCGGAGCUCAUGCAGUUUGGAGACCGCGAGUUUUACCGCGACUGGUGGAACUCUGAAACAAUUCCGUAUUUUUGGUCAAACUGGAACAUUCCUGUUCACAAGUGGUGCCUAAGACACUUUUAUAAGCCCAUGUUGGUGAAAGGAGUAAAUAAGUUAGCAGCUCAGUUAGCUGUGUUCUUCAUGUCUGCGUUUUUCCAUGAGUAUUUAGUGAGUGUCCCUCUAAAGAUGUUUCGCCUCUGGGCGUUUCUGGGAAUGAUGGCACAGAUCCCGCUCGCCUAUUUUGUGGGCCGAUUCUUGAGGGGAAACUAUGGCAAUGCUGCUGUCUGGAUGUCGCUGAUCAUCGGCCAGCCGAUCGCUGUGCUCAUGUACUUUCAUGACUAUUACGUGCUGCAUUAUGGGAAUGCGGCAGAGGGCGUCGCGGCAUGACACAGCCAUUUCUGCAAUAAAGAAGUUGAAUGUAAAAACAAUGCAUAUAUUUUUAGAAGGGACAUUUUUCGAUUUUUAACAGACUUCAGCCCAAAUCGAAUGUGAUCAUUAUUCCGAAUGACUUGAGCAGGUGUGUUUUAUAACGUGCAAUCUAAUGUUAACACUGCCGAGCUAAAGCAGCACAUCGUUGCAAUGCCUUCUCAGUAAUAUUUCAUACUUGACAUUUUCAUACUAAAAUGAUCAAUCAAAGAGGCGCAAAAUCAAAAGUGCAUUUGUAUUUUUCCAAAUGCAUUUCAGAACUCAUUUAUGUCUCCAAUAUAAAUGUAAUGUUUUUUUAUUCUCUGUGCUGUUGCUUUGGUGGUGCGACUGACUGAAUCUGUGAGUUUUUGCACUUUAUUUAGAAAUGCAUGAUGUUUGUCAACCUUUUAAAGGUUCAUUUAAAGAAUGUAAAUGCUCUUAUGUUGAUUUCAAAACUUGUUUGAUUUUAAGUCAGUGCAUUAUAUCACCAUUGUACAUGAAUCUGUGAAAAUUUUCAAGCCAAAAUUAUAUUAUGUGCCAUUUAAUUUGCCUGUAGUGUUAUUUAAAUGGAAUUUAAUGGGAUUCAAGUACCAAGGUGGCCUAAAAAGAUGUAAGAUGUCCUAGAGCAUGUAAUUUUCUCAACUCAAAUUUGAAAACUAUUUUGUGGAGUUUUUGUCUACUGAAUUUUUUUGGAACGACAUUUCCCAAGACUUUGUAUGUAUCCCUCUCAGCCGUGAUUUUGUUCCUGUCAAAUCCAUCCUGGGCUGGUUGUAUAAACUACUUAGACUAGUACAAAAAAGUUAGAUUGGCCCAAUCUUAGUCAGAAAAGUAAGACUGAUUUAAGACUGUCUAACUGCCAGUUGGUCAAACUAUUUCUUAAGACAGUCUUAACAUAGUGGCUAUGUUUGUGUAAUUGGCCCCUGCUUUAAAUAGCUUGAGCAUUUAAAGCAGUGGACAAUAAAACUGCAGCGCGCUUAUAAUAAACAAUGUUAUCAUC